Molecule: messenger RNA, 1742 nt
Organism: Phanerochaete carnosa HHB-10118-sp
Lineage: Eukaryota; Fungi; Basidiomycota; Agaricomycetes; Polyporales; Phanerochaetaceae
Exons: 14
Coding region: 35-1594 (519 amino acids)
Molecular function (GO): flavin adenine dinucleotide binding; heme binding; acyl-CoA dehydrogenase activity
Source: RefSeq, a predicted model, not a curated record
CGAUAUUUGAACCACCGCCGCACAGUCUGUAGCCAUGGCCAGCAAGCAGCUCAGAGAGUAUACCAGGGAUGAAGUCGCCAAGCAUAAUAAGGCGGAUGACUUGUGGAUUAUAAUCGACGGCAAAGUAUACGACGUCACAAGAUUCAAGGGUAUGCACCCAGGAGGCUCCUCCGUUUUCCUUGACGAGGAGAUACCCGGCCAGGACGCCACAGAGGCUUUCUAUGCUCUUCACAGACACGAGGUGCUUCAGAGACCACAGUAUGCUCGUCUGCAGAUUGGGACAGUCACAGGGGAAGAGAGCGUGGUCGUGGCGCGGGUGGCGGGUGCCUUAAGCAAGGUUCCGUACGCCGAGCCGACAUGGCUGACAGGCGGUUACCACAGUUCCUACUACCAAGAGAGCCAUAGGCAGUUGCAGAAGGCUAUGCGGGAGUUCGUGGACGAUGUUGUCUAUCCGGAUGCCCAAUUACGCGAGGAGGAUGGCAAACGACCAAGCCCUGAAGUUAUUGAGAAGAUGGCUGAUUUGAACAUUCAUGCUAUGCGUAUGGGCCCGGGCAAGCACCUGAAGGGGAAGACUCUCAUGAACGGCGUCGUGACUCCAGAAGGGUUCGACUACUUCCAUGAGCUUGUCGUUAGUCAAGAAAUUGGUCGCCUUGGUGCCCGCGGAUACGGCGAUGGUCUCAAUGCUGGCGUGGUCAUUGGUCUUCCGCCAGUCUUAAACUUUGCCAAUGCGGAGCUUCGCAAGCGCGUGUCUGAGGAAGUACUAUCGGGGAGGAAGUUCAUUUCACUCGCCAUUUCGGAAGCGUUUGCAGGCAGUGAUGUCCAGGGACUGAAGACCACCGCGAAGAAGAGCGAGGACGGAAAGUAUUGGAUCAUCAAUGGCACGAAGAAGUGGAUUACCAACGGAACUUUCUCAGACUACUUCACCGUUGGAUGCAAGACCGAAGAUGGAUUUACCUGUAUUCUUGUCGAGCGAGGGGAAGGUGUCGAGACCAAGCCUAUCAAGACGUCAUAUUCUUCGGCUGCUGGUACUGCGUACAUCACUUUCGAGAAUGUCAAGGUGCCAGUGGAGAAUACACUUGGCCCGGAGGGCGGAGGGAUUUUCGUCAUCCUCAGCAACUUUAACCACGAGCGAUGGGUCAUGUGCUGCAGCUCUGCACGGGCUCAACGCACGAUUGUUGAAGAGUGUUUGAAGUGGACGGCUCAGCGUAAGGCAUUCGGUAAGCCACUAAACUCGCAGGCCGUCAUCCGAGCAAAGCUGGCGAACAUGAUCGCUCGCGUGGAAAGCGUGCAGACCUGGCUCGAGAAUAUUACCUACCAGAUGAAUAAUAUGUCAUAUAAGGAGCAAGCUUCGAAGCUUGCGGGACCUAUCGGCUUGCUGAAGAUGUAUUCCACACGGUGCGCUCAGGAUACCGCGCGCGAUGCCGUUCAGAUCUUCGGCGGUCGUGGAAUUACGAAGACCGGCAUGGGACGUUUUAUCGAGCAUUACUACCGCACGAUCACUUUCGAUUCGCUACUAGGCGGUGCUGAGGACGUUCUUGGUGACCUUGGCGUGCGUCAGGCGAUCGCGAAGAUGCCUAAGAACGCGAGGCUGUAACUCUUUCGACUGUCUUGCACGGACACUAUACCUGGAGUGAUACUGUGGAUCUCAUUGUAGAGCACCCUCUAAGUGACUGCAUGGCUCGCGAGUGUACAGUCUAUCCUAUGUAUCUUAUUACCAGAGUAAUGACGAAGCGACAAGUUGG